AUGGGAUCCGACCCUCAAUACGCCAAGUGGCCCCUGCUGCCACUCUCCCAGCAUGUCUUCACCCUCACAAAUGCCUACGCCUCACGGGCAGGCCAGCAAGCGGCCGUCAAGGCGCUGCAGGACGCCAUCGCCGAGCACAAGAUGGCCCCCUUCUACCGGUACCUGGCCCAUCCGGUGGACGGCAUCCUCAACGCCGUGGGCGACGCCGCCGCUUCGGCCCCGGCCAAGUCGCUGAGCAGAAAGUCCAGCCUCGUCGGCAUGGUCGCCACGAGGGCCGCCGCCACCGACGUGAACCUGCCCUGGGAUGAAGCGCUCUACGGCAAGCUCAAGGCCGAGAACGAAAAGGAGCUGGAGCAGUUCCAGAAGGACGAGGACGACGCCGUCGAGCAGGCGGGCGACACCGAGAUCAUCGCCGCCAAGGGCAAGAGGGUUGAGUUCUGGGCUCGCGUCGGCGACAAGGACAAGGCGAUUGCCGCUUGCGAGGCCGUCUUCGAAAAGUCGGGCAUCCUUGGCACUAAGAUUGACCUCGUGCUCGCCGUCGUGCGCAUGGGCCUCUUCUACGGCGACAAGCCCCUCGUCAAGAAGCACAUCGACCGAGCCAAGGCCCUCGUCGAGUCCGGCGGCGAUUGGGACCGCCGAAACCGACUCAAGGCCUACGAGGGCCUGCACCUCCUCACCGUUCGUUCCUACAACCUCGCCGCGCCCCUCCUGCUCGACUCCCUCUCCACCUUUACCAGCUACGAGCUCUGCACCUAUUCGAACCUCGUCGUCUACUCCGUCCUCGCCGGCUCCGUCUCCUUGAAGCGCGUCGACUUCAAGUCCAAGGUCGUCGACGCCCCCGAGAUCAAGGCCAUCAUGGGCGACGGCGAGGAUAAGCUGCUGGCCCUGAGCGGCGCCCUCAGCGCCGGGCCCGGCGCCGACGAUCUCGUCCUCGACCAGCCCACCCAGCAGCCGUCGGCGACGAGCAAGGCCGUGAACCUGACGGCCCUGGGCUCCAGUACGGAGCAACCCGACGCCGAGAUGGCCAUCGACUUUAGCCCGCUCGCCCUCCUCGUCAGCAGCCUCUACAACGGCAACUACAAGGCCUUUUUCCAGUCCCUCGCCGACGUCGAGGAGCAGUUCCUCAACCAGGACCGCUACCUCCACGAGCACAAGAACUGGUUCAUCCGCGAGAUGCGCCUCCGCGCCUACCAGCAGCUGCUGCAGAGCUACCGCGUCGUCGGCCUCGAGAGCAUGGCCAACGAGUUUGGCGUCACCGUCGACUUCCUCGACCGCGAUCUCGCUCGCUUCAUCGCCGCCGGCCGCAUCCCCUGCACCAUAGACCGCGUCUCCGGCAAGGGCGUCAUCGAGACGAACCGACCGGACGACAAGAACAAGCAGUACCAGGACGUUGUGCGCCAGGGAGACCAGCUCAUCACCAAACUGCAAAAGUACGGCCAGGCUGUGCGGUUGAGGGGAAGCGAGAGGGCGUGA
Messenger RNA from Drechmeria coniospora, 1473 nucleotides. RefSeq names its product proteasome regulatory particle, non-ATPase-like protein. NCBI's taxonomy places the organism in Eukaryota, Fungi, Ascomycota, Sordariomycetes, Hypocreales, Ophiocordycipitaceae. Gene Ontology annotation, cellular component: proteasome regulatory particle. The record is from RefSeq and is a predicted model, not a curated record. Gene Ontology annotation, biological process: proteasome-mediated ubiquitin-dependent protein catabolic process. The transcript has 3 exons. Bases 1 to 1473 code for a protein of 490 amino acids.